Pseudomassariella vexata is the source of this 2546-nucleotide messenger RNA. RefSeq lists its product as uncharacterized. NCBI's taxonomy places the organism in Eukaryota, Fungi, Ascomycota, Sordariomycetes, Amphisphaeriales, Pseudomassariaceae. The record is from RefSeq and is a predicted model, not a curated record. The transcript has 2 exons. The coding region runs from base 149 to 2341 and encodes 730 amino acids.
AACUGGGCUCAUCGCGCCACUGUGACAACUCGCAACUCGCAAUUCAUAACGGCUGCACCGCCGGCUGCCCUAUCUUGGGUCAUUUGCCCGGCCCCGUUCGCAACCCAAGCUGGCGUCCGCAACUUCCGACCCGAUAAUUAACGACAACAUGUCCGCCACCGAGAUGGAGGACCCUCGCGACUCAGUCGACACCACCUCCGCCAAGCUGGAACCCAGUCCUCCCAACGGCGUUGAGGCUCACGAGGCUGACGAGAUACCGCCAGCCAAAGAUGAGAGUCGCCCCCCCAGCGUCACCAAUAGGACAGAACCAACCCCCGUGGCCGUGCCUGAAGAUGAUGACACUGCCGAUGAAGUUGGUCUUAGUCCGCCGCCUUCGAGCUCUGUUUCUAGUGUGAACCCUGAUGUGCUGGGUGAUGAGAUCAUCGUGGGUACCGGACCCCGUGCAGGUCCUACCAAUGGUGGCAAGCCCUCUCUGCUUCGUGUGGUCCCGGAUCACGAGGACGAGGUUAUGGCAGAUGUGGAAGAAGAUGAUGAACCACUGACUUCUCACUACCCAAAGCGCAAACGCGCAUCCAUUUACAACGAUCUUGGCGAAGACAAGCUAGAGGGAAGCUUGCUUAACGGUGCUGAGGAUAUUGGGACGCCUGUGCCUUCGGCCUAUAGCACCUCGAGACGCCAAGGAAUUCCUGGACCUGGGGUCAAGAGUGUCAUUCUCGGUUACUGGAGAGAUUCUCCCGCUCCCGUGGAGAGUGGCAAGCACGCAGUAAUCGGCUUCAUGGAUGUGCGUGACCGCCUUCGCACACGUAUUCAGAACGUCACCCGUAAAGGCGAUGCCAUCAACUCGCGUCUGUUCCCGAUUCCGCCCGGCCCUGGUGGUAGCUGGGUCACGUUUGAACGUAUUGUCUUUGAUGAUCACCUCGUGCUUCUUGACCACAAUGAGAUCAAGGAGUACGUGAAACUCCGCCAAAACUGUGAAGAGGCCACACCCGAGGAAAAGCACAAAGCAGAGCUUGCUGCAGUUGAAGUGGCUAAGGCUCGCCUUGCCGUCAAGCCUCCGCCUGAGACCAACCAGCCUGUUCCCAUCGCAUACGGACUCUCCAUCCCGGAAAAUGCCACAAAUCGCCCCGACAAGCGUCGUCGCAUCGGUAGUGUUGCUAGCAAUAUCAGUACAGGCCAACAACCUCAGCCUUCCAUGGCCAUGGCUCAACCACAGCAUCACCAUCAGAUGCAGCCACAACCACAGCCGCUGCCGCAGAUGCAGCCGCAGCCGCCGUUCCCGUCUCCGUCCUCAUCUCAGUCUCGAAUGCCGCCACCCAUGCCGCAUAUACUCGAGAAUCUUCCCGGCGCGCGACCCACGCGCAUUCUCGUGGGAUGCUGGAGCAGAUCCCCCCCUGCUAGGGACGAGGACAAGCAUGCAGUCACUGGCAUUCUCGGUGCCAACGACAUGUUUCGUGUUAAGCUCAUGAAGGAGACUAUGGACGGCCGGCCUGUUGAUGCCGAGUUCCCUACCGGUGCAGGCGCGUUGUGGAUCCCGUACGAAGAGGUCAAGUUCUUGAAUCAUGUCAAAGAUCUGACGCGUCCUGAGAUGAAGGAAUAUUGCCGCGUCCGCCAGGCACAGAUCGACGGCGGAGAGACCGAGGAGCAGCGCGUUUCUAACGAGACCAAGGCAGUUUACGAGGCACAACGUCGUGCUGCUGCUAAUCCCAAGGCAGCUGGCCCCGCCGGUGCUGUGGGCUCCCGUAACAGCCUUAACGGACCAACCCCCGUUGAUUACAAUAUGCGCGACAGUCCCAAGCCCGAGCCCAUCCCAAUGCCCGCCCACGAGCUACGCCACAGCCGACGCGACAUGAUGCACAACGAUGGCCGUGGUGGCCGCCACUCGAUGCCCGAGGCCGACAUGCGCCCAGCAAGCCGCACCCAAAGCCUUGAUCCUCUGGAGCGUACCAACAACCUUGCUCGUCGUGAGGUGGCCAAGAUGGAAAGUGCUCAGUUGCGCCAAGAGCGCCACAACGCCCACCGGAUUGCCAUGUCCAAUGCUAGCUCCGCCGCUGCCGCUAAUAAUGCCAUGCUUCAAGAGAGUGUUGUUCGAAUGAACGAGGUCUGGCAGAAGCAAGAGGCGCAGCGAAUGCAGGGCAUACAGAGCAUGCAGCAACAACAGCAGCAAAUGCAGACAAUGGGAGCCGGCAACAGCGACGACAUCAAGAUGCACGAAGGCAUGAGAUACGAACGUAAGCAGACCGGACCUUUUGCUGGAAAACUCGUGAGUCAGGGCGUCAUCAUCAGCAUUGACGGCGAGGAUUACGUCGAGUACCGAGUGCUCACGAAGCCCACGUUUUUCUAAUGAGUCUCGCUCGCCAGUGUCUGAUUGACCCAGCCAUCUGGGGUCAAAACGACAGCUAAUCAUUUGCCUGAUGGGCUCACCUGCAAGUCGUUGUAUAUACGCAUUCCUUUCUUGCCGCGGUCCGUCCGAACGACGCGGCUGUUUGCCCUUUGGUCUCCUGUUCUGCAUCGGCUAGGAUUAAGUUGGCUUUCCAGGAAUUGCGAGA